This is a messenger RNA of Macrosiphum euphorbiae (potato aphid), 243 nucleotides long. The record is from the annotation of a GenBank genome assembly. NCBI's taxonomy places the organism in Eukaryota, Metazoa, Arthropoda, Insecta, Hemiptera, Aphididae.
AUGGCCGAAGUUGUCCCAGAAACGAUGGAAUUAACUAAGUUAGAAGAAGAGUAUGAUACAGUAAUGCAAGAGAUUGAAAAACUUCAACAAGAGAAUAUAAGUAUGACGAACAGGCUAAAGGAAUUAGAAACAAAUCCAAGUGAUAAUAUCGCAGAAAUGAAUUCCAACGAAAAUACUGUUAUUGGUUUUAGCGAUAAUGAUAUGAAAAUGCAAGGAAGUGCUGAAAAAUAUAAUGAAAAAUAA